AGCGCUGGUUUAUGUGUUGUUCCGCCUUGAGCCCCUGAUGUUUUGUGGUGUUGGUCCUGCCUCCCUGACAGGAUUGGGAGUUUCCCUUGCCAUUAAUUAAUGGAUGGGUUGCAACUUAGAUUACUAGGUUGCUGGCCUCUGAACUCUGUGGUUUGGGCACCUGGUUCUCAGAAUUUGGCUCCUCUGACCCACCGCCACCUCCGUGUCCACCCCGCCCUGGACGCAACAGUUGCCACUUGAGAUAGAAGCAAGAAGGCUAUGAAACACUCUGCGAGGCACUGAGGAUAGUUUUCCCGUUUGUGGUCUUAACGUCCCGAUGGCUGGUCUGAGGAGAGGGCCUCAUGUUCCGGUGCAGCGCUGACUGUUGUGAGGACAGCCAGGCGUCCAUGCAGCAGGUGCACCAGUGCAUUGAGCGCUGCCACGCACCUCUGGCUCAAGCCCAGGCCCUGGUUACCAGCGAGUUGGAGAAGUUCCAGGACCGCCUGGCCCGGUGCACCAUGCAUUGCAACGACAAAGCCAAAGACUCCAUAGAUGCAGGGAGCAAAGAGCAUCAGGUGAAGCGGCAGCUGGAGAGUUGUGUGACCAAGUGCGUGGAUGACCAUAUGAACCUCAUUCCCACCAUGACCAAGAAGAUGAAGGAGUCUCUCUCAUCCAUUCAGAAAUAGCAGUCUUUGCCAUUGGCCAUGGAGGCUGAGGGCAGGAACCUGUUUAAAAUGAAGAGUGCGAAUGUUGGUCUUUUAAGCAGUGUAGGGAUGAAGAAAUUAAGGAUGGCAGCAAGUUUAAGGCAUGUGUCACUUGCCUCUGGACAGGGUUCUUUUUUGUUUAUUCCUAGAAAGUGAAAUGGGGGAAAAACUGGUGCUAAAGUUUGGGUCAGAGCGUUUCUGAGGGCCUAAAUUUUAUGUGGCAAAUGCUUAUCCUGGCAGCAGGCAUUUCCCUCACAUGAAGACACAGCCC
This is a messenger RNA of Myotis davidii, 954 nucleotides long. RefSeq names its product family with sequence similarity 136 member A (gene TIMCC). The record is from RefSeq and is a predicted model, not a curated record. The transcript has 3 exons. NCBI's taxonomy places the organism in Eukaryota, Metazoa, Chordata, Mammalia, Chiroptera, Vespertilionidae. Gene Ontology annotation, cellular component: cytoplasm. Bases 342 to 665 code for a protein of 107 amino acids.